Messenger RNA from Fonsecaea erecta, 807 nucleotides. Its product is annotated as alternative oxidase, mitochondrial. The coding region runs from base 1 to 807 and encodes 268 amino acids. Gene Ontology annotation, cellular component: mitochondrion. The record is from RefSeq and is a predicted model, not a curated record. Gene Ontology annotation, molecular function: alternative oxidase activity. Lineage: Eukaryota; Fungi; Ascomycota; Eurotiomycetes; Chaetothyriales; Herpotrichiellaceae. The transcript has 4 exons. Gene Ontology annotation, biological process: alternative respiration.
AUGCUGAAGGUCCAGCCCGCACAUCGAGAACCGAAAACUGUGGGCGACUGGUGUGCCUGGAAACUCGUCAGAUUCUGCCGGUUUUGGAUGGAUCUAGCCAUAGGCCUUCGCUCAGAUCAGCAGGUCGACAAAAAGAACCCUACCACGGCAGUUGAGGCGUCCAAGCCUCUAACUGAAGCCCAAUGGCUCGUCCGAUUCGUAUUUCUCGAAUCCAUCGCCGGCGUCCCGGGCAUGGUCGCGGGCAUGUUGCGGCAUUUGCGGUCUCUCCGCCGGAUGAAGCGCGACAAUGGCUGGAUCGAGACGCUCUUGGAAGAGUCGUACAACGAGCGGAUGCACCUCUUGACCUUCAUGAAGAUGUGCGAACCCGGCUGGUUCAUGAAGACCAUGAUUAUGGGAGCUCAGGGCGUGUUUUUCAACGCCCUCUUCUUCUCAUACCUGAUCUCACCGAAGAUCUGUCACCGCUUUGUCGGCUAUUUGGAAGAAGAGGCCGUGCACACUUACACUCGAUGCAUCCACGAGAUCGACCAGGGUUUGCUGAAGAAGUGGAGUAGCAAGGAUUUCAAAAUCCCCGACCUGGCGGUACAAUACUGGAAUAUGCCAGAGGGAAAGAGAACGAUGAAAGAUUUGAUCAUGUACAUCAGAGCCGACGAGGCUGUCCACAGAGGCGUCAACCAUACACUGAGCAACCUGAGCUAUAAAGAGGAUCCCAACCCGUUUGUCAGCGACUACAAGACCGAAAUGAACGUCCACAAACCCAAAGCGGUGCUGAAGCCGACGGGGUACGAACGAGAAGAGGUCAUUGGUUAG